Triticum aestivum (bread wheat) is the source of this 1206-nucleotide messenger RNA. RefSeq names its product U3 small nucleolar RNA-associated protein 25-like. The coding region runs from base 156 to 683 and encodes 175 amino acids. The record is from RefSeq and is a predicted model, not a curated record. Lineage: Eukaryota; Viridiplantae; Streptophyta; Magnoliopsida; Poales; Poaceae. The transcript is spliced from 4 exons.
UAUCUCCACCUCCCCGUGAUAAUAUGUAACCGCAUCCACGCCACCGCGAAUCUCGCACCCCAUAUAGCACCAAGAACAAGAACAAGAAAGCCAAGCGAUCAAAGCAGACUCCCAAGGAAGCAGAUCGAUCGAGCGCGUGGCGUGACGCUCCGCUCAUGGGGAAGGCCUACCACAAGAAGCUGGGCGUGAACAAGGCGGCCACCGCCGGCGGGAAGGGCCAGGCCACACGUGGCGGGAGCGGUAAGCGCUCGGGAGGAGGCAUAGCCGGAGUUGGCGUGGGCGGUGCCGGCCCGACAGAAGGCGCGAAGCGAGCAGGUGGUGCUGGCGGUGGGGGUUGGGGAGGCGCGUCGGCAUUCUUUUCCACCGGCCAUAGCACCUUCCAGACGGCAGUGGCUGCCACCAAUGAGUACUACGACCAGGAGGAGAACGACUGUUCGUCCGAGGAAGACUGCCCAACAUUCACUCCCGCCAGCCAUAGCACAUUCCAGACGGCUGUUCAUUCCACGAAUGAGUACUAUGAUGAUGAGGAGAACGACUGUUCGUCCCCAUUCGCUCCAGCAGACCAUAGCACCUUUGAAACGGCCGUGGAGACCAUGAAUGAGCACUACGAUGACGAGGAGAACGAGGAAGAGGGCGUGCAGGAUGCUGAGCUUGUGUCUGAUGCAAACGGCGAUCGAGGGUGACCACGACAGUGGCGGGGGUGGUGAUGACGACAAUGCCGGGGCUGGGAGUGGUGAUGACCUCUUCGACGGUGAUGACUACUACGGCGACGACAUUGCCGGGGGUUUUGACGAUGGCUACGAUCCAGGUGAUGCUGGGGAUGGAGGUGAUGACUGGUGGUAAUGAUCGAGGACCGAGGAACUUGACUACUUAGGGCAUCUAUAAAGCCUUGUUGUCAAGAUGAAGUCUCUCUAUCGGGUCUGCUAGUUCUUAUGUUGUAAUAUUAGAUUCAGUUGUGAGCUUGCUUCUAGCUUAGCUUUUGCGUGUGUAUGGGUUCCCCACCAGCAGAUUUGGAGUCGUUAUACCCAGUUAUACCACUCUUGUGUAUGAUAACCUAGGUAAAUCAGUCUUCAGUAUGGGGGAUCUUAACAAUAUCUUCCUGAACCCUUGUGAUAGAGACCGCUGAUGUAAAUUAUAUCUGCUGUAUAUGACCUGUUCGAUUUGGGGUUCUGUUCCGGCUUACGCUUGGCCUAACAAAGAUUUUCC